This is a messenger RNA of Dipodomys ordii (Ord's kangaroo rat), 2048 nucleotides long. It is a transcript of the gene Nrn1, whose product is annotated as neuritin 1. The coding region runs from base 642 to 1070 and encodes 142 amino acids. Gene Ontology annotation, biological process: neuron projection extension; nervous system development. The transcript has 3 exons. The record is from RefSeq and is a predicted model, not a curated record. Gene Ontology annotation, cellular component: plasma membrane. NCBI's taxonomy places the organism in Eukaryota, Metazoa, Chordata, Mammalia, Rodentia, Heteromyidae.
AAACCUGGCUGCCUCGUAGGAAAGGGGCUGGAUUCGCUGCCGUGCGAGGAGGGGGAGCAGGUUGAAACAAUCGAGUGGGCGCGCCAGGACUCCCCGGCUCCAGGCGGGGAGGGGAGGGGGAGCCCCGGUUCUGCGCAGGGAGGGGGCGGAGUUGGGGGCCCCCAAGAACAGGAGGAGGCGGGGGUGGCCGUAGAGAUGGUUAAGUGUUCAGCCCCGGGAGGCGAGAUAGCAUUCGGAUCGCACAUUAAUUGGAGAUAUCUGAUUAAUUCCAGCGUCUGAUGACUAUAAAUGGCGAUUCUCUACCAAGGUGUCUAUAUUAAAAAAAAAAUCAUUCCGUGUCAUCCCCCACGUCAGGCCUGCUCGUGGGCGUGAGGCAGUGCUUCCUCCGCCCCCUCCUAAUGGAGUGAACCAUUCCCAGCUCUUCCCCCCCCCAGCCUCUCUCUCUUUCUCUCUCUCUCACUCUCUCUCUUUCGGUCUCUUCCCCAAUCCCUCUCUUUCUCUCCUCCCUCUGCCUUCCCCGUGCAUAAAGUCGCGGUCGUCCUCGGAACUUGUUGGCAAUGCCUAUUUUUCAGCUUUCCCCCGCGUUCUCUAAACUAACUAUUUAAAGGUCUGCGGCCGCAAAUGGUUUGACUAAACGUAGGAUGGGACUUAAGUUGAACGGCAGAUAUAUUUCACUGAUCCUCGCGGUGCAAAUAGCUUACCUGGUGCAGGCCGUGAGAGCAGCAGGCAAGUGUGAUGCAGUCUUUAAGGGCUUUUCGGACUGUUUGCUCAAACUGGGCGACAGCAUGGCCAACUACCCGCAGGGCCUGGACGACAAGACAAACAUCAAGACCGUGUGCACAUACUGGGAGGAUUUCCACAGCUGCACGGUCACAGCCCUUACGGAUUGCCAGGAAGGGGCGAAAGAUAUGUGGGAUAAACUGAGAAAAGAAUCCAAAAACCUCAACAUUCAAGGCAGCUUAUUCGAACUCUGCAGCAGCGGCAACGGGGCGGCGGGGCCCCUGCUCCCGGCCUUCCCCGUGCUCCUGGUGUCUCUCUCGGCAGCUUUAGCGACCUGGCUUUCCUUCUGAGCCCGGGGGCCAGCUCUACCCCCGCCCCCACCCUCCCCUGUCCCGCGUGCGCGCACCCACACUCACUCCAUGCUCCCAGAAAUCGAGAGGAAGAUCCAUUCGUUCUUUGGGGACGUUGUGAUUCUCUGUGAUGCUGAACACAUUCAUAUAGGAUUGUGGGAAACCUUGAUUCUCUUUUUGAUUUCGUUUGAUUCCUUGUUUGAUUUGUCAAAUGGUACCCAUCAGUAAGCAAGCAAGCAAGCACAGCCCAAAUCGGACCUCAGAUUUAGUCCGUCUUCACAUUAAAGUAAGAAAACGGCAAACUCACCCCCAUUUAAAAAUUUUAUUUUCUUAAAUUUUUUUUUGGCAAAAGAAUCUCAGGAACGGCCCUGGGCCACCUACUAUAUUAAUCAUGUUAAUAACAUGAAAAAUGAUGGGCUCCUCCUAGCACUAGGAAAAGCGUGGAGAGGAGAAGGCCAGGGGAAUGGAUUCAAAAGAGAUGACCACGUGGGAAGCAUAUGGUGAAUAAUUCACUCUCACGUCUUUCUUCCACAGUACCUUGUUUUGAUCAUUUCCACUGCACAUUUCUCCUCCAGAUAACGUGAAAAGACAGAUUGUGGACUUUGGGUUUGAAAGAUAGGAGAUAGAGAGAGGAAAGGAGUCGAGGCAACUCUGGCGUAGUGGUGGUUAUCAGAAGAUGAUGCUAAGGUCACUGUUAUUGUUGAUGUAUCUUUCAAGUCCACUGCCUUUAUGUUCCCUCCUCUCUCUUGUUUUAGCUGUUACACAUACAGUAAUAACUAAAUAUCCAACGGUAUAGAUCACAAGGGGGGCGUUCAAUGUUAAUCUAAAAAUAUAGUUUAAAAAGAUUUUGACAUAAAAAGAGCCUUGAUUUUAAAAAAAGAGAGAGAUGUAAUUUAAAAAGUUUAUUAUAAAUUAAAUUCAGCAAAAAAAUUUGCUACAAAGUAUAGAGAAGUAUAAAAUAAAAGUUAUUGUUUGAAA